CAACAACAGAGUGAAGAUGGCGGAGGUUGAUUUUGGUGACAGUGAGCUCUUUGAACAAUUGGAAGAGAGUAUGCCUGUUGCUACUCACAUUCGGUUCACUGAGGAGGGUGGAGAAGAAGGGUCUGAGCUCAAGGAAAGAUUGGAGGAGUGUGAGGAGACAAUCCGGAGUCUAAUAGAAGAUAAUAUCCUUGUGUGAGAAGCUAGCGGGUGCUAGCUAGCUAGCCACCAUGUCUGUGGCCUAACGUUAGCUAGCUAGCAAACGACACAUUUUAAUUUCACCGCUCACCCAGUCACUGGUUGGACGUGCCUCUUGACAGCAUUUCAGCUCACUAGCUUGCAAACUAUUUGGUCAUUGCAGCUAAAAAACAUACUAGCUAGAAUUCAUGCCAAAAAAAAACGACGUUUUCUGUCCAGAUAUUUGCAAUUUGCCAAGCCGUAAACUAGUACGUUAACUCCCUAGCCGAUUAAACUCAAGGAUUUACGAUGGAGACUUGGGCGGCAACUAGUGUGGGCGGACUGGAGCUCCGACAUCACAUAAAAGGACGUUUUUAUUUAAAACUACUGAUUUCAUCAACGAAAGAAUAUCCUACAAUUACACAUAACAAAAACGUAAUUUAUCCCCACACUAGUCGCCGCUCAACAUCUUUAAUCAUGUAGUUGAGUUUAAUCGGCUAGUAACUCCCAAGUCUGGUGCGGGGAAUGAUAACGUUAGCCUAAAACUGUUAAAUUAGGUCACUCUCUUUAAUGAAAUACUGCAGAGUUUAUGUACACAACUAGAAGUAGAUCCACUUUCCAUUCAUCCAAUUAUAAAUAGUUUGGUUUUAAAACUGAAUAAUCGUUUCCAAACAAACUAGCAGAUUGACUGAAUUUGCAUGAUGUCUAUGUUGUUUUGAUAAAUGUUAUUUUUCUUUAACCUAUUGUCCACAUCAAGAGUUGAAGAGAAAAUUGAAAGUUUUGACAAGGCCAAGGUAAGUUAUCGAUGCACUACUCACUACAGGCAUAACCUAUGUGUAAUGUCCUCAUUCAAAUAUUUUUCUUCCAGUGGCAUUAAUGUUGAAAACAUCAAGAUUGAUGGGCCUCUUCUACAGAUCCUUUUUGCAAACAAUAGCAUCUCAAAGUAGGUAUUUUUUUGGUUUCUUAGUAAAUCACAACUUUAUUUCAAUGUUCUAUGGGUAUUAACAUGUCAACUGUUCAUCUUUUCCCAGGCAAUGCCGUCAAGAAAUCGAAGACUCCAUCUGUAGUAUUGUUCAGAAACAUCAGCAGCAAGGAGAAGUUGAAAAAGGAAAUCCCUCCGGCAAUGUCAACCCUCAGGUACAUUUUCAGAUUUGGAGAUGGUCUUCCUCAAGCUUCAAAGAAUAAAAAAUGUUUUACAGGGAAACAUUUUCACAUCUGUUUUCUUCCACAUGCAGUCUUCAAGUUUCAUUAUGGAAGAAGAUCAGAAGACCAAGACCUGUGGCAUCAAAAAGAUGAAGGAGGCCUUCAGUGUGGGUGUUUUUUUGGAAUGAGGACAAUCUAGGUGUCCCCUGCAUGCCUUAUGAAAUGCAGCAUUUGCAUUUGUUUGUCUGGAUAUAUUUGUCUCGCUCUCUUUUCACAGAUGGUGGGAAGUGUCCUGUAUUUCACUAGUUUCUGUCUGGACAAACUUGGACAGCCCCUGCUUAAUGAUAACCCCCAGCAGACAGAAGGAUGGGAGGUUCCAAAGUAUCCUCAACACUGCUUGCUCUACCCUCUGUGGACAGCCCUGUGUCCUUCAGUCGCUUCUUCAACCUUUUCCUAAAAUGACACAUUUCAGUGUAGAAUCCAGCUUUGGUUGUUGGAGAACAUCAACUGGAAAGAAAUCUCACGCUUUGAACUAUUAUAUUUUCUGUCUUUAAUUGUAUGUAUUAAUGUACAUGGGAGUCGGUAUAUGAGUAAAAAAAAGUUUGCUAUGUCUUGUUACGCACUUUGAAACUACAGUUGCAUAAUUUUAUUGAGUUCCUGAAUUGUUGCAAAGAUAUCAGCAGGUCUUCAGCCAGGUCAUCGCCUUAGAUGGACAGGAAGUACAGAUGAAAGAGAAAAGGUAUAGCAGAGAUUUUGUUUUUUAUGCGGGAAAUAUCUGUAAAUUAUGACUAUCUUAUUGUUCUUUUUGUGCCCACACUACAGACCUAAGCCUUGUUGUUUCAACUGUGGGUUGGAUGGUCAUCAACUUCGAGACUGUCCUCAGGUAAGCCUUGAAUAUCAUUUGACUUUAAUAUGCAUCUUAUAACACGAAAGUUGUUUACUUACCAUGGGCAGACAGAAGAGCUUAAAACCAGGUUUGACACGUGAUCAACAGCUCUGUUCAUUUGCUCUCUUAGCCAAAGGACAUGGCCAGAAUCAACGAGAAGCGGAAGGAGUUUUCUCAUGGUAACCAGGGCAACCUGAGCAAUCAGCGUUACCAUGCUGAGGAAGUGGAGGAGCGAUUUGCCAGAUACAAACCUGGAAUCGUGAGGCAAGGCACAUUUGAAAAUGUCUGAAGGCACUGACACAAGAAGAAACUAAUUUGUUUUCAGUUGUUAUUGCAUGGUCAAAGUGAAGUUGUAGAACUAGGGUUUUUGGUAUCACAAAUCUCUUACCCAUUGCUUGUGUUUCUGGCAUUGAGCAGUGAGGAGCUGAUGUCUGCACUGGGAGUUGAUACGAACACCCUACCCCCUCAUAUCUACCGCAUGAGGCAGUUAGGCUACCCACCUGGCUGGCUUAAGGAGGCAGAGAUGGAGAACUCAGGUCUCAUGCUAUAUGAUGGGAAGGGUAAGAUUUCACCCGGAGAGACCAUAACCACCUUACCAAACACUUGCCUUGCAGUUUUGGUUGAAUCACUGAUCUUUCAUGAUUCUUAAUUAAUAUUGGGCUGCUGUGUAUUUAAACUUUGUUCACCCUUUAUAGUGUCAAAUGCUGGAGAACUAACAGAGGAGGACAAUGGACAAAGCAUUUCCUAUGAUGUUUCCAAGCUAGUAGAUUUCCCAGGCUUCAAUAUAUCUGCACUACCUAGUGUGAAAGAUGUAAGUCUUCUUGAAAUCAGUUUGCUGGCCAUCAUUAGGGUACAAGCAUACCAAUCUUUGCCACCACUUGUAGACCUUUGCAACCAACAUUUUCCCCCUGACUUUUAGGACUACAGGCUAUACGGCUCUAUUCCAAUACAACAUAACCAUAUGAAGCAGAAUUUUGCGGACUAUCUGUCCAACAAUUUUCCAAUGGUAACUACCAUUCUCCUAUUCCACUUUUUAAUCAAUUGUUUGUCCACUGUAUGUGUGCACACUAUAAACGAAUAUAUUUUGCCAAUAGCCUGGUGCCAACUGCAAUAAGAGACUGCAUGAAUCCGAAUCAACUCCCCGGCAGACGAAGAAAAGGAGAUCUGAUGCCAGGAGUUCAGAUAUGGACGUUGAUUCAGGUAGCGGUGUUAUUAUUCCAGGUGUCUGAACACAAUGUGAAAACAAUUACUCUAUCGCAACCAGCAGAUACAUUCUGCUUUUCACUGUCAUUAUGACUAGUCGGUCGGUCUGUCUGCAGAAAACAAUAGUCACUUAUGUUGUGUGUGCAAUGGCCUUGCUCUGGCAGUGCAUAACGCUUGUCAGUGUCUGUUUCCAGACCAGGAUACUACACCCCGCCGCCACCGGAGCUCAGACAGCUUCCAGUUCCAGCCCCCGCUGCCCCCUGGCUCGCCAUCCUUUGGUUCACCCCCUCCCUUACCUCAUGGUACACCACCAGCCACUCCCACUCCACCCCCUCUUCCUAAGGGAACACCUCCCCCCACGCCCACUAAUGGUUCACCGGCUCUGCGGGGACGCACUGUGGGAGUGGGUGAGGAGUCUGCAGUUGGGGAGGAGGAAGAGCUGACACUGGAGGAGCUGGAGGAGCAGCAGAGGCUGAUUUGGGCUGCAUUGGAAAAUGCUGACACCACCACCAACAGUGACUCUGAGACACCAGCUGUUGGAACACCCCUCCCCAGCUCGCCCAGCGUCUCCACACCCGCCCAAGUCGACACUGAAACUGAAAUGGAGGAAGGUGAGGCUGAAGAUGAGGAAAAGGAGAGAUCUGUGGAGGUUUCCAGCCACAACAGUGAUGAGCAGAUCAGUGUUGAUCCAUCUUCUAGCAAGUGUCAGGAUGAUGAGGAAGAUGCUGAAGAUAAAGGCAAGGUGAUUGAAGACGAGAGCAGCUUGCUGAAAACACCAGUCCAAGAGGAGAGCCCUAUGAGCCCUGAAGCUGCUGCAGAUAGAGGCAAUGUGCUUGCACAGAGGCCCAGCUUGCUGCAAACACCAGUCCAACAAGAGAGCAGUCAGCCAAACCCUUCAGAUCAGGAUGCUAUCGAGGGAGAUCUGUCCGACUCUGUGGGGAAGGUAACAGCCGUGCCUCACCGGAGUAGGUUUGCACAGGGCAUUAUUCCCUUUGAGGACACGCCAGAAUUCACUGAGGUUGCUGAGGCCACCGGGACAUACCUUAGAAUCCGAGACUUGCUGAAAGGUUCCCCCCGAAAUAUGGCGAAAAACAAAAAGUGAGAAAAGACUGGCUUGAAUUAAAAUCCAGGGAUUCUUUUGCAUAAACAUUUUUUUUAUUUUUUUUAUUCUGUGGAUUUCAUACAUUUCUAUAAGUGUGCCACAGAAGUUGGAGCUGAACAGUUUAUUGACCCGUCAUUCAAACCUCUUUUUAAUGGUUUAUUUUUUUUUUUACCAAAACGAAUGUAUUUUAUGCGUAUGAGUUAGCUGUGGUCUAUAAAGACGCAAGGUUUCUUAGAAUACUUUUUAUUUCAGGAAACCCCAUAAGCCAGUUUUGGCGUGUCAGUUUUGCCAUUCACAUAAAAUCAUUUUUGUAGCAAUGUUAACAUCCAUAUUGCUCUUUUAGGUGUAAAGAUAAGAUUUUAUAAAAUGUUUUUCCUCUUCUGUUUUUACCAUCAAUAGAUCAUUUUUCUAUGACUCAUUGCAUUCUAGGCGCGCCUCUUCUCAUGGUUCAAGUAGCCUCCCAUUGGCUACUCUUAUCAAAUAAGGACAUUCAACUCGAUUUUAAGUUAAUUUGAAACUCGAUUGGAUUGUUGAGGUGAUUUUAACUGGAUUUUUACAAUUCUAUCUUGACACAGGAAAUCGGUCUCUUCAUUCAGAAUCUCACUACAGCAGUAUGGCUCUGCUUAAUAUCGCACGUUUAUUUAUUUUUAAAGUAACAACCAUUGUACAUGUUUUUGUCAGCAUUAUAGACUUGGGUCAGCAUCUGGUCAUUGCUACUACAGAAUGGCACUAGAGAGCAGCAAAACUUAAUUUGACAGUUUCAGGUAACAACAAUAAAUUUGACUAAGAACAACAUGUCUCUAGAGGAGAAGAGUGUCAGAGGAGAUCGGCCAACUCUUUACUAAGGGGGCAAUGGUUUGUUUUCGUUAGGUUUGUUUUCGUUAUUCCAAAUUGGACUGUCAUUGUAGUUUUGCCAUUUGAAAGUCUGAAUGAAACGUACACAGUAUGUGGGAAGGUUGCAUGCAGUAAAAUCAUUUCUCAAGUUUCUGUUAUUAAAUAUUUCAAGAUUAUAAACCAUUUGGAGGGCUGGUUUUAAGGGUUGUGCUCGAUGGAGACUGGCCAAAAUUAGAUAUAGAAAUGGACUGUUGGUCUGAAGCAUUGUCCCAUUUCUUGACUACCCGCCCUGCUCUAAUAUAGCCUCCCUUUCAUUGCAGAAAUUAUUGAUCUGUACACUG
Coregonus sp. 'balchen' is the source of this 5683-nucleotide messenger RNA. The record is from the annotation of a GenBank genome assembly. Lineage: Eukaryota; Metazoa; Chordata; Actinopteri; Salmoniformes; Salmonidae.